Messenger RNA from Drosophila rhopaloa, 2534 nucleotides. It is a transcript of the gene Alg12, whose product is annotated as probable Dol-P-Man:Man(7)GlcNAc(2)-PP-Dol alpha-1,6-mannosyltransferase. Gene Ontology annotation, cellular component: endoplasmic reticulum membrane. Gene Ontology annotation, molecular function: alpha-1,6-mannosyltransferase activity. Bases 404 to 2455 code for a protein of 683 amino acids. Gene Ontology annotation, biological process: protein N-linked glycosylation. The record is from RefSeq and is a predicted model, not a curated record. The transcript is spliced from 6 exons. Lineage: Eukaryota; Metazoa; Arthropoda; Insecta; Diptera; Drosophilidae.
GUGGUGCGGACCUGUUGUUUUUCUUGCUCUUGAUUUUGUUGUGUUUGCUUUUCAGCCUCCGAUCCGACGUGGAGCGAUCUAUUUAUAUAUCUAUUUUGGUUUAUUUUGGAACCAAAUAUUCUCUUCGCAAUAGGACAUAUACAUAUAUGCUUAAACAUUAGCACCUUCUGUGAGACUGUUAAACAUUUUUUCAAAGAAAGGCUGCUAAAUACCAACGUUGUGCAACGCCGGCUGGGAUUGAGAAUUCGAUGAUAGAUUGCACCAACCAGACAAGACAUAUAGAUUUUUCAACGGCUAAGAAAUUAUAGAAAUCGGUGUCAAAACAAAUAUGGCAAUUAUGUAACGGACCGAUUCCUGCUCCAGCAUAUUUAUUAGACUAGCGUCAACCAACGGCCGGACCACCAUGGACAUUCUGGUGUUUCUGACGGCGGCGGCCUAUCUGGUCUACACGCCCUUUACGAAGGUUGAGGAGAGCUUCAAUCUGCAGGCCAUGCACGACAUUCUGUAUCUGCGCAACAACUUUACGCAGUACGAUCACCACGACUACCCGGGCGUCGUGCCACGCACCUUCAUCGGACCGCUGGUGGUGUCCAUGAUCUCCGCCCCAUUCGUACUCCUCUUUGAGACUCUGAAUGUCAACAAGUUCUGGGCCCAAUAUGUAGUGCGCCUUGUCCUGGCUGGAGCCAUCUCCGUGGCCUGGAAUAAACUGCGGCAGGCGGUGACCAAGAUUUACGGCGUUGAGGUGCGCCUUUGGUUCACAGCCAUAACCAUUACGCAGUUCCACUUCAUGUUCUAUAUGACGAGGCCUCUGCCCAACAUAUUUGCCCUCCCAAUAGUUCUUUUUGCCAUUUCCUAUUGGCUGCGCGACCAGCACAAGCCAUUCAUCAUCUGCUCUGGCAUAGCCAUCCUCGUCUUUCGAUCCGAGUUGGCUCUAUUUUUGGGUCUCUUGCUGGUAAUGAGCCUGCUGCAGCGCAAAUUCUCCAUUGAUGGGCUGCUGAAGAUUGCGCUGCCGGCGGGUGUUUGUAUUUUGGCCGCCACGGUGUUAGUGGAUUCAUUCUUUUGGCGCCGCCUGCUCUGGCCCGAAGGCGAGGUUCUAUGGUACAACACAAUCCUCAACAAGAGCUCCGACUGGGGCACGUCGCCUUUCUUAUGGUACUUUUACUCGGCGCUGCCCCGUGCCAUGGGCGCAUCCUUGAUGUUUGUGCCCAUCGGCAUAACUCUGGAGCCACGGAUUCGUCCAUUGGCUCUGUCGGCUUUGCUCUUUGUCUUGCUGUACUCCGUUCUGCCUCACAAGGAGCUUCGGUUUAUCAUAUAUGUGUUCCCAGUGCUCAACAUUGCCGCAGCUUGCGCCUGCCAGCGCAUUUGGAUGAACAGUGCCAAGUCAACGUGGCAUAGCUUCCUGGCUCUCGGCUGCGGAGCUCAUCUUCUGUUGAAUGUCUUCAUGACUGUCUUUUUGCUUGUCAUUUCGGGCACCAACUAUCCGGGUGGAGCGGCCCUUUCCCGCUUGCAUCGCUUAGAGGCUGGCUCUCCGAACGUUUCCGUGCAUAUUUCCAAUUUAGCCGCCCAAAGUGGGGUAUCGCGUUUCAUGGAAAUACACGAUGAGUGGACCUACAGCAAGGAUGAGGCAAUGAACUACACCCAAGUAGAUUUGGAAAUGUACACCCAUCUCUUGGUGGAGGCGAAAAACAAGCAGAACACAGAGCUGUGGGCAUCGCUUCAAAACGAGUUCGAUAUCCUGGAGUUUGUCGACUGUUUCAACAGUAUUGGCAUCCAGUACAACUCUUUGCUACCGGUGCGAAUCAAAACGAAGCCUUGCAUUGGAAUUCUUAAAAAAAGGUCGGUGCCUCCGAAAGAAAAACCAAAAGCAAAGGAAAAAAAGACAAAACCUACCGCACCUGCAGUUGAGAAAGUAACUCCCUUGUCGCCUGUGGAAGAUAUUCCAAAGGUACGAGAGGAACCAAAAAUGAAACCGACCUUACAAGUGGAUCUGGAUGAUGAUGAUGGCAUUGUGGCGACUGUGGAGGAAUUGUCCUUAGAGCUGGAUACGAAUAUUGAGCCAGAAGCUGAAGUAGAGGCCAUCGAGACGCCCGUGAAAGAGAUAAACUUCCAGGAGCUGCGAACCCUCGCCAUGGGUCAGGCGACCAAAAAAUCGCGUGCAGCCACCAAGCUGAAAAUACGAAAGAUUAUCGAGCAACACUAUCGCGCUAAAGGAAAACAAAUCGAAAACGACUCCGCCGAGCAGACGAUAAAAAUCCCAGGGACACACAGCGGACGACCAGGAAUACGGCAGUCUGUUAAGUCCAUCAUUAAGCAGGAGAAGAUCAAGGAAAUGAUCGAGCAGAUCGCAACAAUGGACCUAACACGCAUCUGCGAUUUGGAAAAGACAUCGACCAAGGACUGUUUGAAACAGGUUAUUGACAAAAUAGAUGAUAGCGAAAGUUUAAAAACCAAAUGACAAAACCUAACAUACUUUAAACUGUUAUUAAAACAAAAAAAAAUAGUUUGUAAAAAAUAAAAAUAAAAAUCAAACGAAA